AUGGACCUGGAGAUAAAAAGAAAGAGAAGAAAGAGGGUUGUAUCGGGUCAGCCGAAGGUUAGGAGGGACGCUUUGAACAAGGACAAUGCCCAAGAGCUGGGGGAGCGAUUAAGGGCAUUGGGAGCCUGGAGGAGUAGCGGGGAUGCGAGUAGAGUGGAAGCUAAGAAAGCAGCGUAUCUAAAGCUAGUAGAGAGCACAGACGAGGAAGACAAGAGGACUAACAGGGAGCUAUAUAAGAAGGCGAGGAAGGAGGCGAAGUUAGCGGUUACGGCGGCUAAGACGGCUACUUUUGGGCGCUUGUAUGAAGAUUUGGGGGGAAAAGACGGGGACAAGAAGUUGUACAGGCUAGCCAAAGUGACGGAGAGGAAGGCUCGGGACCUGGAUCAAGUGAAGUGUAUCAAAGACGAGGGAGGGAAAGUAUUGGUGGAGGAUUCCCUUAUUAGACGAAGAUGGCAGUCCUACUUUCAUAAACUCCUAAACGAAGAGAGGGACCGGAACAUCGUUUUAGGCAAAUUGGAGCUCUCUGAGUGCUACCGCGAUUUUGGAUACUGCAGGCGGGUCAAGGUUGAAGAGGUCGAGGGGGUUAUGCGGAAGAUGAGCAGGGGGAGAAUGACCGGGCCAGAUGAAAUACCGGUAGAAUUUUGGAAGAAUGCGGGGGGAUAUCCAGAACUGCAACAACUAUAUGGGUAUCAAGCUGUUAAGCCAUACGAUGAAAGUUUGGGAGAGAGUGGUGGAAGCGAGGAUGAGGAAUAUAGGGAUAAAAAGACUGACUUGCACAUGGUGUUUGUUGACCUUAAGAAGGCUUACGACAAAGUCCCAAGAGAGGUGUUGUGGAGAUGUCUGGAAGCUAGAGGUGUUCCUGUAGUAUACAUUAGAGAGAUUAAGGACAUGUAUGAUGGAGCCAAGACCCGGGUGAGAACGGCUAGAGGUGACUCGGAACACUUUCCAGUCACGAUGGGCCUGCACCAGGGGUCCGCGCUUAGCCCGUUUCUGUUUGUUGUGGCAAUGGACGCUCUGACAAGCCACAUUCAAGGAGAGGUUCCGUGGUGCAUGUUGUUUGCAGAUGACAUUGUGCUUAUUGACGAGUCGCGGAGCGGUGUUAACGGGAGACUGGAGGUUUGGCGACAGACUCUGGAGUCGAAGGGUUUCAAGUUGAGCAGGACUAAGACAGAGUACUUAGAGUGCAAGUUCAGUGAUGAGGGUCAAGUAGAGGACGAGAACGUGCAGCUGGAUACUUAG
Molecule: messenger RNA, 1239 nt
Organism: Lycium barbarum (goji berry)
Lineage: Eukaryota; Viridiplantae; Streptophyta; Magnoliopsida; Solanales; Solanaceae
Exons: 4
Coding region: 1-1239 (412 amino acids)
Source: RefSeq, a predicted model, not a curated record